Molecule: messenger RNA, 2107 nt
Organism: Sabethes cyaneus
Lineage: Eukaryota; Metazoa; Arthropoda; Insecta; Diptera; Culicidae
Product: cytochrome P450 CYP12A2-like
Exons: 8
Coding region: 106-1701 (531 amino acids)
Molecular function (GO): monooxygenase activity; heme binding; iron ion binding
Source: RefSeq, a predicted model, not a curated record
CAGUUCUAGUUUGGCUUUGAUAACCAACAAGUGAAUAACGUGAUUACCAAGUUAUUAGCAUUGGUCAAUGUGAAUUUGACAACAAUUUUUCACAGUUCCAUAAUCAUGUUGCUCGGAGGUAUAAAACUGAAAGCCAGAUGUCGUCCGUCGUCCGGUAAGCAGGUAUUGGCUGCGUUAAUUCGUUGCAGCAGCACGCAGACGCAACCCGCCGGGGCAGCUACGUCAUCGGAAACGAGGGAUGAUUUGGAGUGGCGUAAUGCAAAGCCGUAUGAGGAAAUUCCCACCCCAAAAUCGUUUGAGGCUAUGAGGAACUUUCUUCCUGGAGGACGCUACUACAACGUAUCUAUACCGGAUCUACAUCGACGCAUACGGGAGGAUUACGGUGAUUUGAUUCGCUUGAAGGGAUCGCUCGGACGCAAAGAAGUCCUGCUGACCUUCAACCCGAACGAUUUCGAGAAGCUGUUCCGCGCGGAAGGCCCAUGGCCAAUUCGUAAAGCCCUCGACAGCUUUAUCUACUAUCGGAAGAAGGUCCGACCGGAUGUGUUCCACGACAUGGGCGGGUUAGUUUCCGAGCAAGGUGAAGCUUGGCAUAAGUUUCGUACCAUCGUGAAUCCAGUUAUGAUGCAGCCCAAAAUUGUAAAGCAGUACGUUGAUAAAGUGGACGAUGUUGCUCGGGAAUUUAUGCUAGUUGUGAAAAAUAUUCGAGAUGAUAAAAACGAACUUCCAGCUGAUUUUGAUCAAUGGCUUAAUCGGUGGGCCUUAGAAACGAUGGGGGUUCUAGCUUUGGAUACUAGGCUUGGAGUUUUGGCUAAGCAACAAUCAGAUGAAGCGGAACAUAUUGUAAAGAGUAUUCGUCAGUUCUUCGAAUUGACCUACCAGGUGGACGUUAUGCCCUCGAUAUGGAUGUACAUCAAAACUCCAACAUUUCGGAAAUUGAUGAAUACACUUGAUGAUUUGACCCGAAUUAUUAUGACCAGAGUAGACGAAGCAGUAAUCAGAUUGGAGAAGAACCCUUCAUCGGACAAUGACAAUCAGAGUGUUCUCGAGAAGCUGUUGAAAAUCGAUCGCAAUGUGGCCAUUCUAAUGGCAUUUGAUAUGAUGAUGGCUGGCGUUGAUACGACAUCAUCGGGAUCGAUCGGUGUGUUGUACUGUUUGGCAAAGAACCCCGAAAAGCAAAGAAAAUUACGGGAAGAACUUCGGACCAUUUUGCCGCGCAAGGAUUCUCCACUGACACCGGAAAAUAUGCGAAACCUUCCAUAUCUGCGGGCGUGCAUCAAGGAGGGCAUUCGACUUUACCCACCAACCGUUGGUAACAUUCGCGCCGCAGGGAGGGAUCUAGUGCUACAGGGCUAUCAAGUUCCGAAAGGGACGGAUGUGGCAAUGUCAGCCAUGGUGCUGCAUACUGACGAACGUCAUUUUUCCUGCGCUGAAAGCUUCCUGCCAGAGCGAUGGCUAAAGGAACCGAUUGAUGGUUGUCCCUCGGCAAAAAGCGCUCAUCCGUUCGUCUAUCUUCCGUUCGGUUUUGGCGCUCGAACCUGUAUCGGUAAACGGAUGGCUAACCUAGAGAUGGAAAUAUUGGUUGCACGGAUUACUCGCCUGUUUGACUAUCGGUGGAACUAUGACGAGCUGAAGAUUCGCGGAGCGAUAGUCAAUAUUCCGGAAAACGAGUUGAGAUUCCAAAUGACCGAAGUGGAGGACUAAUCGUGUGUUUUUUUUUAUUUUAAGCAAGAGUGACUAAUUUCAAACACGCGACUCGUUCGGAAUUGGAUCGAAAUUUGCAUCGGAACGAUUGAUUAUAAUUCUUUUGUUGGACUGCAAAAUCCACUGUGGCAUGAUUUACAACUGACAGAUUUACGAUUUCGAUUGAUUUUGAAAAAAAUAAAUGCCCUCCUUCUUGGGAUGAUUCUACAUCAGACGUUGCCGACGACGUUUCGUGUACUGCUUUGAGUAGAGAGUCAAUUUAUUAAAUUACACCAUGACAUUUUAACGACAGUCGUGUUGGGUUGUUAGUUUAUCGGUUUGGUGGCCGGAGGAAUACUGGAUUGCUAACCCAGCACUUGAUUGAUUUCGCUUCGCGACCGGACUGCGACUUUGCACAGGAAGCGUU